AUGGACACUGUCUCCGAGUCUCACAUGGCUGCCGCAAUGGCUUCUCUUAGAGGGAUCGGAAUCGUCGCUCAGGUCAUCGAUAAUUCGCCAAGCCAAAUCUCUCAGACAUCCGAUUGCUUCCGACGCCGGCGUGAAAUUCCCGGAGUACGAGAUUACUUCUUUGGAUGCCUUCGUUUUGUCACCCAAACAUCAAAAGGCUUUGUGGUUCUUGAAAGACAUGGUGAGACUGUGAACGUGGUGACAAAAGACGAUAUAGAGAGAGUUAAAGGAUAUCCAAAGUCAGGACCAGGGAUUGUAGGUCCAGACGGCGCAGAAUUUGAUUCAAGCUGGUUUGAUGGGUUAAGAGUUGGUAUGGGAUCUGGUUCGAUAUGUACCACACAAGAGGUUUGUGUAGUUGGUCGUGGACAGUUAGACGUCCACCAAGAACACGGGAAAAAAGCAAAGCCAUACUCCACUCGAGACUCACACUCGACAUGUAUAAGCAGAAUCGGGAAAGCCAUAGGUGUGUUGUCUAAUCUAGGCUUCACAAUGACUCUAGAAGUGAUCAUGGAGACUGUUAGCAUUAGAAAUUCGAAGGAUAUCAACGACUAA
Molecule: messenger RNA, 591 nt
Organism: Microthlaspi erraticum
Lineage: Eukaryota; Viridiplantae; Streptophyta; Magnoliopsida; Brassicales; Brassicaceae
Source: the annotation of a GenBank genome assembly